This is a messenger RNA of Porites lobata, 1234 nucleotides long. The record is from the annotation of a GenBank genome assembly. NCBI's taxonomy places the organism in Eukaryota, Metazoa, Cnidaria, Anthozoa, Scleractinia, Poritidae.
AUGGCCUGGAACUCGCCAAAACGGGUCAACUUUACGAGUUUUGAGUGCAAUGGACGUAAGGCACAAAUCACGAACCAUGUUUGGUCUGGAUCCAGGGAAAAUCCGUCUCCUUCAUUUGCUAAGAGCGACACAACUAACUUAGGUAAUAUUUUCCAUCGCUGUUGUUAUAGAAAUAAAUUCGCUUAGCUUAUUGACAAUGAUCUUAUACGUUUCCAUGGCUAUCGUGUCGAAAACUCCAUAACAUGUAUUCAACUUUACUUUGAUAGAAUCUGUUCUUUAAUGUCCUCUUUGUAAACAGCAAAUCCAAAGGUCGCAAAGCAGCCAGUCGGUUAAGCUUUCCCACGAUUUCUUCUGAUGGCAAUUUUAUAGUUUUGAUUGCCGUGGGUUGGGCGGGGAGGGGGAGGGGGAGGGCAGAUAAGAGGAGAAAAAAGCAAAAGCCCUGGGUAAAGGACGGGGAGAGGGAGCCUUCAUUUUCUCUUUCCAGUUCCCCUUUUUGUCCUUCCCUCUACACGUCUUUCAACUCAGGCUACCGUGUUUUUUUACUGUAAAUAUAAUCUUUUUUGUUAUUUUAAUAUCUGCAGUCACACGUGAAGAGUCGAAAAGCUGCUUGAACGAAAACUCGAGAGGUCUCGUUAGAAUAUCAGCUACUGGGUUUGCACAUUGUCGCCGCGGCAUAACUAACCUUGGUUUCUCUAACGAAGAGUGUGAAUUCAUAGCUUCGCGACAACGAGCUACGAACUAUCUCUUCUACCUGUACAACGAUAGAGGACAACCUGUGUCGAGAAAUGAGACGAGAAAAAGCUCAAGAUAUUUAAAAUCAAGUCCGGAAAGCUCAUGGCGUGUCAAAAGUGCUCCUGUAGAGACAGUUACAAAGGUUUUGAUUGGCGAUAACCGCGUCUGUACUUCAGCACUGACCAGAGGAAAGGCGAGAGUAGGAAGAAAGGCUUCAUUUCGCAGUGCAAGCUUUGCACAGCGGCUGAAUCAGAAAACCAUGGAUGAGUCUCCAGGUACAAUAAUUGUUCGAAGCUUGAAUCAACAUUUGUCGCCAUCAGAGCGUUUGGAACGUUACCUAAUACGCUUACAAAGAGAAGGCUAUCUAACAAGUGCACGUAAAGAUCGGCGGAAAAACUUUGACACGCAAUUAGGCACAGAACUGACACACAAAGGAGUUAUGAGUUUGAGAUCAAAGUUCCUACCCCACCCUCCUGUGUACUUGUUUCAAAAGGGACAGUGA